UAACCUUGGUAACGAAGUCGUACGUCGUCUCCUCGUGUCGUUUUCCCUGCCCACCUAAAAUACACGAGCGUUUCACUUUUACAGGCAAGCAUGGCUUCUUCGGCUAAGAGGAGAGCGGUGGGUUUAGAUAAAAAUCCUGAAGAGAGCGAGAAUAGCUCUGAAGAGAACCCAGAGGAUGAUGACGAAUCUGCCGAUGAGGACAGCGAUGAAGAGAUCAAUGAGGAGGUUUUGGUGGACUUCGAAGCUCACGCCAUUUCCCACAACGACCACAACGGCAUCAAGAAACUGUUGCAAAGGCUCUUCCUGAAGAGCCAUGUAGAUAUAUCAGAGAUGACUGACAUCAUUAUCCAGCAGAACCACAUUGGAAGCGUCAUCAAGCAAGCUGAAGUACCCGAGGACAGCGACGAUGAUGAUCCAGAUGAAGUGUUUGGCUUCAUCACCAUGCUCAAUCUUACUGAGAGAAAGGGUGUGCAGUCAGUGGAGGAGGUCAAAGAUCUGAUUCUGGACCAGUGUGAGAAAAACGCUCCUCACAACAUAACUGAACAGCUUGAGAAGAUCUUCAGCGACACAAGCAAGCCUGUAGGUCUGCUGCUGUGUGAGCGCUUCAUCAACGUACCUCCACAGAUUGCCCUUCCUCUGCAUAAACAACUUCAGGUAGAAAUGGCUGAAGCCCAGAGGACAAAUAAACCCAGUGGGAGGUGUCACUACUGCCUGAUGAUCAGCAAGACCUGCAAAGAGGCAACCAAAAGUAUCCCAGCCAGAGGGGGGGCUCCCAAAGAGGAGUACAUCUUCAUUAAUGCAGAGGAGGAAUUCUUUCAUGAGCAAGCUAUCGUAAAGUUCCACUAUUCAGUCCAAGAGGAUACUGAUUCCUGUCUGAGUGGCAGGUGGUCGUUUGAUGACGUUCCCAUGAAGCCUUUCAGGACCGUGAUGGUCAUGCCUAUGGACAGAAUGCCAGCUGUAAUGGAAAAGCUAAAGGAAUAUCUAACUGUUUGAACAGAGACUCUAAAUGAAGACCUGCAGUCAUGGAAAUGAUGCAAGAGUCCUUUGGGUUUUGGUUCAAACAUCAACUGCUUUAUCUCACAUUUAAUUUUGUGGUUUAAUAAUUAAAACAUAAAAAAAUAAACAGUCAUUUUCAGUGACGGGCAGAAACAAUGCCAGAAGUUACAAAUGACUGAAUCCAGAUUCAGAAACACAUCAGUUGUUUAAAUGGUUUAGUCUACCUGAACCGUUUUCAAAUAAAGAUCCUUUAAUAUACUUUACAAACACA
Cyprinodon tularosa is the source of this 1267-nucleotide messenger RNA. RefSeq names its product BRCA2 and CDKN1A interacting protein. The coding region runs from base 91 to 993 and encodes 300 amino acids. Gene Ontology annotation, cellular component: nucleus. The record is from RefSeq and is a predicted model, not a curated record. Lineage: Eukaryota; Metazoa; Chordata; Actinopteri; Cyprinodontiformes; Cyprinodontidae. The transcript is spliced from 7 exons.